Messenger RNA from Schistocerca nitens (vagrant locust), 2112 nucleotides. RefSeq lists its product as uncharacterized. The transcript is spliced from 6 exons. Lineage: Eukaryota; Metazoa; Arthropoda; Insecta; Orthoptera; Acrididae. Bases 145 to 702 code for a protein of 185 amino acids. The record is from RefSeq and is a predicted model, not a curated record.
ACCCUAGACCCUGGAGAUAGCACCGGCCCACUUGUGGACGCCGCUGCUCCACACACUGGACCCAAAUAGUCGCCUCGCCGCUUGCCGAGUGUCCGCACAUUACGACACGUGCUCUUCAGGCAAGACGCACCUCUUGGUAGCGCCAUGGUACGCAAGAUGGCCUCAGUGUGCAGUGAAGCGGCAUUCCCGGCUCGGAGCAUCGCCACAUACUUCCUGGUGACGACGGGCCUGGAGUUGGUGGCGCUACCCCUGCUGUGCUACGAAUUCGCGUUCCGGGAGCGCGUGCUGGAGGGACAGCUGGAGAACUUCCGCGGUGACCCACAGCCUGGAGCGCUGGCCGCCGCUCUGCCCGGCAAGAUACGGCAAAUGCACGAAAGAACGCUAUCGUGCUUCUUGUACACGGGCUUCACCAUCAUCAAGCAGAUCUUCAACAUCGUCCUGCUCAUUGGACAAAGAAAGAGUGAUCCCCGGCUGGUGAUGGCGUGGGUGUGGGGCUUCUCGGCCAUGCAUGUCGCCACCACAGCAGUGGCUCUGUGGUUUGGGGUUCGCACCUACUUCGACCUGGACAUCGUCACCAUGCUGGUGCUGCUCUACCUCUUCCUCAUAUCUGGGGUGGUGCUGGCGCGGAGUGUCGUGGUGCUGGUGAGGACAGCUCGCCAGCAACUACAGGCGGUGAAAGCCGCCGGCGCUGCCGAUUGCUGAGGAAAACCGCCGAAGCACCCGCCACCGGAACUCUACCGACAACUCUCGUGGCCACGGCCUCCGUUCCGUGUUUUUCAGCGGAUAGCUGACGGGCCACACGUUAUGCUGCAGCGAGAGUUGUGUUAUUGGUCCAGACUGUUGAUUCCUGAAGCUGUGCGGUGGCCCUUCGAUGCAAUUAGCAACAAGCGAGCCUUUGAUGAGAGUCCAGAAUACGGCAUUCUUCAUUGGGAAUUGCGGAUGUUCAGUUUCUGGAUCAAAUAAAUCUUUAACCUUGUAUCUCUCAAUGAGCAGGAUUCACAGGACGUAAAUUUUUCUAUUUUUCUUCGACUGUUAUUUCCAGCAAUAAAGACUGCCAUUUCGACCGCAGGAUCAUUUUCGAGCAGGAAACUUUCAUUCCCAAGGACAUGCCAGAAAUUAUAAAAAUUAUGUUCUUCUAGCACAUAUCAUUUUUAUCCACGUGCCACGAAACGUUUAUAUACGCCCGAGGUUGAAAUUCGUCUGACUAGUGCUUGCUGAGAAAAUUUUGUACUUAAAAAUGACGGCCGAAACUGUAACGGUGAUGCUUGAACAUAAAGCUAACAGUCGAAGGCGAAAAAAGGCUGGUAAAAAAAGUCGAAUUUUCUUACAGAAUAAUACGAUGUAAUCACUUGGUUUGACUUGAGGCUGGUAUAAAAUUAUUUGGCGAAAAUGAACACGGCUGUUUAGAAAAGGGAUAUAGUUUCGACCGUGAAUAGGAGAAAAUAUUGAACGGAUCACGAAAUUUUGUACGGUUUCCAUUACAGACACAUUCGACAUAGUCAGAGGUCUGGAAUGAUACGAAUUUUGUUUAGAGGAAGUCAUACUGUCUCUAAUGUCUUCCUUCCUUUGUACUCUAUCCAGUAAGCAAUUAGGAGGAAAAAAUUACUUUCUUGCAAAUGAAAUUUGUGACUAUUUUAAAAAUGGUUGCAACUGUAAUUCACUUUCAGUGAGCUGCCCUACUCUAAGCAUGGUGUCAAGAAAAAGACAUGUUGUUAGUUGCAUCGAAAUGUAUUGUGUAGAAUGAAAAAGCGAUAUGCCCGAAAACUUGUCCUGUCGUUUACUGAAUACUUAACUAACAUCUUUUCGGAUGUCUGCUCAAUCGUGUCAUUACAAAUCAAACAGAUUUUCUGGCUGAUAUCUUAAGCGUUUUCUGUAAGCAUUGCAGAAAAUCAAUGUGUGUGGCGAAAAUGAUCUGCAUUUUUACUCUCUGCUGCCUCCUAAGAAACAUUCAUAUGACUAGAAGUGCCCUACGUCAUACAUAGAAAGAAAAGUCAAAAAUCGGUUUGUAACAUUCAGCGUUCGAUUUGUGAAGCAAAUCAUGUAGAAACUGGACGAAGUUUACUUUUUUAGAUGCUGUGUUUAUUAAUAAAGAAGUACUAUGACUGUGUUUAC